AUGUCGCUUUCUCCACUUAAGUCAUUUUAUUGGAUAUGCGGCGGUGGCGCACGGAGACGGCCUUUAGGGGAAUCUCUGCAAGUUAGAUAGCACUUCCGGAACGUUCUCAUAAAGCGACGGAAGUAGCUGCCAGAAAACGGUAGGCGGGGCACCCAAUGAAAAGCGGCUCCUAGAGGAAGGGGGCGGGACAUCGUGAGAGGAUUGUCCAAUGAAAACGACCGACGCCAGACACAGGGACCGCGCCGGGGCGGAGGAGACGAUGGAGAAUUUCUCGGCGCUGUUCGGAGCUCAAGCUGACCCACCACCACCACCAAGCGCGCUCGGCUUCGGACCAGGAAAGCCUCCACCUCCUCCUCCCCCUCCUCCGGGCGGGGGCCCCGGCACGGCCCCGCCGUCCACCGCGGCCACGGCUCCCCCCGGCGCCGACAAGUCGGCGGCUGGCUGCGGUCCCUUCUACCUUAUGCGGGAACUGCCAGGUAGCACUGAGCUGACAGGCAGCACCAAUCUGAUCACACACUACAACCUGGAACAUUCCUAUAAUAAAUUUUGUGGGAAGAAGGUGAAGGAGAAACUCAGUAACUUCCUGCCGGACCUGCCAGGAAUGAUUGAUCUGCCUGGUUCCCACGAUAACAGCAGCCUCCGUUCUCUCAUCGAGAAACCCCCUAUUCUUGGUGGCUCUUUUAAUCCCAUCACAGGGACCAUGCUGGCUGGUUUUCGCCUCCACACUGGCCCGUUACCAGAGCAGUGUCGCCUGAUGCAUAUUCAGCCGCCCAAGAAGAAGAAUAAGCACAAGCACAAACAGAGCCGUACCCAGGAUCCUGUUCCCCCAGGUGAUCGGCACACACUGUUUCCUACAGAAACACCAUCUGAUUCUGAUCACAAGAAGAAGAAAAAGAAAAAAGAGGAGGAUCCUGAACGGAAAAGGAAGAAGAAAGAGAAGAAGAAAAAGAAGAACCGACACAGUCCAGACCACCCAGGCGUGGGCGGCUCUCAGGCCAGCAGCAGCAGCAGCCUCCGCUAACAGGACUCUACUGGAAGGGCUUUUCCUGCUGUCCUGAACCUGCUGACAAAAGCUGCCUUCCAGGCCCAGACUCUGCCGUGGGAGCGUCCCCUGCAACCGGGAUAGAAGCCAGCUCCAACUGUGCUGGGCUAAGAUUAACACAUUAUAUGAGAAGGGCCGUGCUUUUGUAAAGCUCGGCCCAGUUGGCUUUCUCACGGACAUCUCUUCCUCUCCUGGGAAGCUUUCUUUUCAUCUCUUCUGUGCAAUUGGUCUGAUUUAGGACAUUGUCUGAUCUGUUAGGGUUUUUCUUUAAAAAAAAAAAAAAAAUUGCAUUUAUCAAACUGGCUGAACUGUGGCUGCCUGUUAAGAGGUAAGUGCCUUUCUAUGUGAGAGUCAGGGUUUAAGCCAAGGCAUUCAAAGAUCUGUGGGGAAUUUGGGUCUUCAUUACAUUAUCUUAUUAGCAGGCAGGGAGACCACCAAAAUGAGAUUGGGGAACAUGGUCCACAAGUGAGGCAGAGCUUGCUAAUACCUGUCCACAAUGGACACUUCACACUGCCCAUCAUGUUGAGAACCAAGCACCUGGAUGAGAUCUAUACCAUCUAUCUUAAGAGGUGAUCCAGUUAAGGCUCAGCUCCCUUCUAGGUCAAUUUUGCAUUGAAACAGAAUAGCCAACUGAAAAAGCACCCACAGUAAUCACCAGUGUACUUCAACAAGGUCAAUUCCUGGCCAAGCCUAUGGGUUUUGUUUUGUUUUGUUUAAUCUCUGGCAAGCAAAGGUAAAUGCUUCUCAUCUUUAUAAGAAUCUUUGACCUGCCUCAUUCCUUAGGUAAAACAAUGAAAUUAUUAGGCUGAUGUGAAAACAUUUCUAAACUUCUAGGACAGCCACAGAAAGGGAACCUAAACUAGCAGGAUGUGAAAGAAAUUCCUUCAGUGUUUACAGCAGGCCAGGUAACUAGAAAUGUCCACGAGAAAACCCAAACUAUUGUAAUCUGACUUUAAAUAAAUUUGACACAGAACAGUUAAAAUCUGUUGCUAUGAGCCAAGAUUGUUACUAGAUCAGUAGGUGGAAAACCAGUCAUUGAGCUACAGUUUUAAUCUAGGAUUUCAGAGCAAGGGUGUAUAUACUUAAGUCACGGACAGUGAAAAUAAUGGGUUCUGGCAGGCUUCUGGAGAUGUAGUGUCUGAGGCGGCCUAUUUUAAAUUAGGGCACAGCCUUUUUGCUUUCAACAAACAGAACAGACCCGUGAGCUACCAAACUGGAGUGCCAGCCACAUCCAGGCAGUCUCCCUCUAAUGGGCUUUCAUCCCUUGAUCAUCCACUGUCUCACUUCUGGCUACAUCCAAAGAGCUUUCCUGUCCAGAGACAAAAUUCUGUAUUUAAGAACUGUGGCAGUCAAGAGUUCUCUAAACUUUGAAAUGACAAGGAGCUGAGGUGGUCACAAAAGGUUUCUUCUAGGAAUUUUUGAAUUAAAUCACCAAAAUAAAAACAGAA
Canis lupus familiaris (dog) is the source of this 2490-nucleotide messenger RNA. RefSeq names its product mediator complex subunit 19 (gene MED19). The record is from RefSeq and is a predicted model, not a curated record. Gene Ontology annotation, molecular function: transcription coregulator activity; transcription factor binding. NCBI's taxonomy places the organism in Eukaryota, Metazoa, Chordata, Mammalia, Carnivora, Canidae. Gene Ontology annotation, cellular component: mediator complex. Gene Ontology annotation, biological process: positive regulation of transcription by RNA polymerase II. The transcript has 5 exons. The coding region runs from base 209 to 1021 and encodes 270 amino acids.